This is a messenger RNA of Fomitiporia mediterranea MF3/22, 809 nucleotides long. RefSeq lists its product as uncharacterized. Gene Ontology annotation, molecular function: DNA binding. The record is from RefSeq and is a predicted model, not a curated record. NCBI's taxonomy places the organism in Eukaryota, Fungi, Basidiomycota, Agaricomycetes, Hymenochaetales, Hymenochaetaceae. Bases 351 to 653 code for a protein of 100 amino acids. The transcript is spliced from 3 exons.
CAGUUCACGGGUCCCUUACCGUCGGGUAGCGAUAAAAUGCGACCUUACCGUGUAAGAAACAAAAUUCUGGUGCGAGAACGAAAACAUGGGGCGUGGAAAUAGAAAGCACGCUCCAUCCGUGCACGGCGUUCUCUAUCACGUACCACCGACGUAGCAUGCGUGCUCGACAGGGAAUACAGGAAGCGUACCGACCCUCAAGCUGGAAAACCCGCCCUCCUAAUCCCACAAACAACUUCUUUUGAAAUGGCUUGUUAUUAUUAGCGCAGUGCCUAAAUACCUUACUUGUCCGAAGGCGAGUGUCUACAGCUUUACAUGGUUUUCAGACUCGCUCCCUGCUCCUUGCGGGCGCCAUGUUCUAUGCACCAGGACAGGACGUUCAGCGUCCAACACAUCCUCGCCUGCAUGUACGUGACACUCGAGAUGCCCAGGUCGUCCUUGAGGCCGUACGCCGAGGAAUAUUAAAACCCGUCUCGAGACGGCUCAAUGAAGUCGAGCGUUCUACGUUCAUUCAGUCUGGCUCCAUCUUCGUUUGGGAAGAGAGCGACGACGAACUUGGUCUAAAACGCUGGACAGAUGGUAGAGUGUGGAGUCAGUCACGAAUGCGCGAGGUAAUUUGGAUUCCGCGCGCCAUCCCCAGUGCUCACGAACGCUAACAUCAGGCCUCUUGAAACCAUUUAAGCCGUAUCUUUUCUAUGACGAAAAGCUCCCGAACGACCCUGAUUAAUUUUUCUAUAGGACACAACCCGUAUUCCGGUUCGUUGACGGAACAACUCGAGGAAAUGGAAGUUCGUCAAUAUUAUCACAUUUCG